Meloidogyne enterolobii is the source of this 1211-nucleotide messenger RNA. The record is from the annotation of a GenBank genome assembly. NCBI's taxonomy places the organism in Eukaryota, Metazoa, Nematoda, Chromadorea, Rhabditida, Meloidogynidae.
ACAAAAUGGAGGAGGAAGUUGGAACGGAUGAUGACAUGCACACUGCUGAUGAAGAAGGGAAAACUCCUUUAAGAAAAGGCCAAUUAAAUGAGCGGGAAUUACAACAAAAGCUCGCGGCACUUGAAAAGGAAAUCGCCAAACUUGGAAUAAAUAGAAUGCGUGAAGGAUUACCUCUUCCAGAAUUUUAUUCGGGAAUAGAGGAUUUUGAGGCUUACCUUCGUAGAUUUAAUAAAAUUGCCACCGCGCAUCAGUGGAGUGGAACGCGAUGCACUCAGAUUUUACCUUUAUAUUUGUUGGAGGAAGCUCGCGCGAUAUAUGAUUCUUUGGGCGCAGACUCUAAAAAUACUUGGAAAGGACUGACAGACGCCUUAGCAAUAAAAUUGAAGAAAUUAAAUACAAAGGAAUCAGCGCGUAGGAUGUUGACGAACAGAAAACAAAAAUCUAAUGAAUCUAUAAUUGAAUUUGCGCAGGUUAUUCGAAGUCUAAUAAACAAGGCUUUUCCAGAAAAUUCCUUUAAAAAAGUUGUUCUUGAGACAGAAGAGGCGCGAUCUCAGAGAAUUAAAGAUUGGAGAGAUGACCUUGCUAAAGACUAUUUCAAAAAUGGAAUUAAAUUGGAAAUUAAGGAAAAAUUGGCAUUUAUUACAACGGAUACACUAGAAGACACUAUUAACCAAGCCAAACAGAUUGAGGAGGUGCAAAAUGCAUUGAAAGAAGAUAGAAUGAGGUCAUAUCAGAAUAAAUUAUCUGAGAAGGCAAUACUUGAAGUUAACGCUGUGAGAGACCAGGUAAAUGAACUUAAAGAGCAGGUUGAUCGUCGCAUGCCAACACAGCCUGUUAGGGGAAAUUAUAACAAUUGGAGAGGAAACUUUAAUACUCGAGGCAAUUGGAACCAACGAAAUAAUUAUAAUCGGGAGCAAUACUCUAAUAAUAGAAAUAAUUUCCAAUAUUAUAACAAUUGGAGAGGAGCAAAUUAUAAUCGAGGUCGUGGUAAUGUAAGAUGGGGACAACGUCGAGGAGCUGGAUCUUUUAAUUCGAAUAAAAUUCCUAUAAAUAAUCCAAGAAAUUUUGGAGCUGGAACAUCGAAUUCGGCACGAAUUAAUUCCCUAGCAAUGCCUUAUAUUACUAUAAUGAUGCUUUUAAUGUUUUGCCAAGGAAUUUUUGGACAAUACCAAAUUUGUCCAAAGGAUAAAAUUGGUGAAUCAAUGACGUAA